Messenger RNA from Notothenia coriiceps (black rockcod), 3390 nucleotides. It is a transcript of the gene arhgap10, whose product is annotated as Rho GTPase activating protein 10. Gene Ontology annotation, cellular component: cytoplasm. Gene Ontology annotation, biological process: signal transduction. Bases 1 to 2082 code for a protein of 693 amino acids. Gene Ontology annotation, molecular function: GTPase activator activity; protein binding. Lineage: Eukaryota; Metazoa; Chordata; Actinopteri; Perciformes; Nototheniidae. The record is from RefSeq and is a predicted model, not a curated record. The transcript is spliced from 23 exons.
AUGAACAACUUGCCGACCCUCGUUAUCCACCCCAUCCGAGAUUACGAUCCACCACUCUCUCCCUCCGACAGCGCUGCCCCUGAUUUUUUCACUUUAAUCAUUGCAACCAAGCAGCUUGGGAUGGCACAGCGAAAGUUCGCGCAGAACCUGGGAGAGUUUCAGUUUGAAUAUAUUGGCGAUGCAAAGACGGAUGAUGAGAAGUGUAUCGAUGAAUCUUUGCAAGAGUUCUCCUCAUUCCUCAAGAACCUCGAAGACCAAAGAGAGCUGAUGAUGAGAAACAUCACAGAAACCUUAAUGAAACCCCUGGAGAAGUUCAGGAAAGACCAUCUUGGUGUAGUAAGGGCGGAAAGAAAGAGGUAUGAGAAAGAAACGGAGAAGUACUACAGCUCUCUGGAAAAGCUUCUGAAUAUGUCGGCAAAGAAGAAAGAGCCCCAGCUACAAGAGGCAGACCUCCAGGUGGAAAACGUGAGGCUGCACUUUCAGGAGGAGUCACUGGAAUAUGUGUGCAAACUGCAGGAGAUCCAGGAGAGGAAGAAGUUUGAGUGUGUGGAGCCGAUGCUGGCCUUCUUUCAGACAGUCUUCACCUUCUAUCAUCAGGGCUUCGAGCUCGCCAAGGACUUUGACCAUUAUAAAAGAGCUCUGCAGAUCAAUAUUCAGAAUACGAGGAGUCGAUUUGAGGGCGCGCGGUCAGAGGUGUACGAGCUGAUGAAGAGGAUAAAGGACGCACCUCAGGAUUACAGGCAGACCAGCGCUAUCAGCUUCGAAGGCUACCUCUAUGUUCAGGAAAAACGACCACCUCCCUUUGGCUCAAGUUGGGUGAAGCGUUACUCCACGUUUGUCAAAAAGCAGAAGAUCCUGCACAUGGUGACCUUUGACCACAGAUCUGGUGGCAAGAUUGGUGAGACUGAGUCCGUCACGCUUAAAUCCUGUCUCCGCAAAACGACAGACGUGUUGGACAGGAGGUUCUGCUUAGAACUCGACAUAACAGACCGGCCCGGCACUGUGCUAACAGUACAGGCUCUGUCAGAGGAUGACCACAAGUUUUGGAUGGAGGCCAUGGGUGGCAAGGAACCUUUUGGACACUAUCUUGGGAGGACUUAUUCCAAAGAAAGAGGAAUUGAUGCCCAGCUGGACGAAGUGGGUUUGAGUUUUAUGAAGAACUCUAUCAGCGCCAUAGAGACGAGAGGUAUUAAUGACCAAGGCCUGUACAGAGUUGUUGGGGUGUCCUCCAAGGUCCAGAAGCUCCUCUCAUUAAUGAUUGAUGAGACGAACAUUGACAUGGAUCUGUCCACCGGCGAGGACUGGGACGUGAAGACGAUAACCAGUACACUGAAGCUUUAUCUGAGGGUGGCGGCUCACAGUAAACAGAACCUGAUGACUGUGGCUAACCUGGGCGUGGUGUUUGGCCCGACAUUAAUGAGGCCUCAGGAGGACACCGUGGCUGCCAUCAUGGAUCUGAAGUUCCAGAACAUUGUUGUGGAGAUCCUCAUUGAACACGAUGAAAAGAUCUUUACAGAUGCUCCGGAGUCGUGUCCUCUCUCACCUGCUGCCCCAGAACUCUCUGCUCCCACGAGGCAGUCCAAGAAGCUGAGUCGACAAAGUCGGCCCCUGGCUGUCUACAAUCCACAAGCUCUAGAUAUUCAGACUGUGUCAGUAGUGGAAGAUGGACCCACCCUAGCUACAGAUGAGACCUCCAUGGGCAGCAACGAGUCUGUGUCGUCUCAGUCGUCGUCAGCCUCGGCCUCGGAGAUCUCCACAGAGAAGAACGACCACAUCCCGCUUCUUAGCAGCCUCAGCUCAGGCAGCAACUCCAGGGAACCCACAGCAGGAUCUUCGCUGUCCGCAGCCCCAGAGAGCCAACCUGCCUCCACCACAGCUGAGAAAGAAAAGCCAGAAGAGAGUGUCACCAGCAGGAAAGCCAAGGCAGUGUUCCCAUGUGAGGCUGAGCACGACUCUGAGCUCUCCUUCCAGGUCGGCGCAAUAUUCAACGCCGUGUUCAAGUCGCGGGAGCCGGGCUGGCUGGAGGGCGAGCUGGAGGGAAAGAGGGGCCUCAUCCCUGAAAACUACGUGGAGUUCAUGUAGCGGCAAUCACAAAUAUUUAUGGACAAAUUAUUAUCACCUCCCCCGGGAAAGAUAUGCUGAGAUACAGGUGCUUCAACUCUGACAUUCACCAUAGAGCCUUCUUUAUCCAAUUCCCUGAAUUAUCUCAAGUAAGUGAUGUUAUUACAGGUGGACCAUUCUUCAUAGUUUCUCUGUUUGAAUUUACUUUGGUCGAGUAUCCGCAUGGAUUUCAGCAUUGCACUUACGAUAUCCUGCCUUAUACAAAGAUGCUGUAGCCUCUCAAAAUCCAGGUCGCUUUGUAGCAGCAGGGAAAGAGCGUCUCUCCGUCAAAGGCCUCGCUCGCGACCCGAGUUAUACAUGGUAUCCAUGAGCUCCCAAGUCAAAGAACGAUCCAGAAACCGUAAGGAAGAAUGUCGGCACUUACUGUAACCUGUUUUUGUAAAGGCAAUUUUUGCAGCUUUAGAAACUCUCGACAAUGAUGCUACGUUUUGUUUUCAGCUUUUAAGAGAUUAGAGAUACUGUUCCUGCCGUGCCUUACCGUCAGAACACCCAGUGUAAAUGUGUCCCGGUGUGUAUGAGCAUUUUAUUGGAGUGUUACUGCUUUCACUUUGAAAUUGUUGUGUUUUCUGUCUUCUUAAGAUGUUCAAAAUGAGGCACAUUGCUACAGUAAUUGUAUUUAAUUUAAUUGGCACAUUGAUUGCAUGACUUUUGAAUUCAUAAACACACUCUACUGUUUUGUUCUUGGCGCACUCCCUUACAGAAACACAGUGAUACGCCUCUGAUGACUGAAAAGCCUCGUGUUUUAACACUAGGGACAUUUAAGUUGGCAGUCAUGAUUGAUACCAAGUGUUCUGUAUCUGUUUAGUUUAUUUUUAAAGGUUAUUUUAACGUUGCUCAGUUUCCUUUUGAGCAGAUAAAUGAGACACUCCCACAAAGUUAGCAUUUUGGUUUAACUAUUUUAUCUUCAAUGUCAGUGAUACAAAUCAACAUUUUAUUAACAGCUAGACCAAAGAAUGCAGUAUUUUACAUCCGUUCAGUGUACAUAGCCUAAGUAUAAAAAUAUAUAUGACUGCCAAGUAUGUUUUACAAGCGUCUGUUAGGUGUUUGUUUUUCUUAUGGAUUGGUUUUAGCAUGAACACGUCUGAUUACAAUUCAUCCCUCAGCUGUUAAACAAGACACUUACAUUUAACAUUAGAGCUUUGGUUCAAGUGCUAUAAUUUAAAACAUUGAUUUAUGACGUUUGUAAAAGGCCUUGACUUCUUUCAUUGUUAUACCUUUGGGUAUCCUGUUGAUCAAUGUUAAACAAAUAAAGAUUGUUUUUGUUCUUUA